CCUGGCCUGUACCAAAAAAAAUAUAAAAGACACGAAAAUUCUCGCAACAUGUGAAUUCUCGCAACACGAAAAUUCUCGCAACACAAAAAUUCUCGCAACACGAAAAUUCUCGCAACACGAAAAUUCUCGCAAUACGAAAAUUCUCGCAACACGAAAUUCGCACAAAAUGUCUUCUAAUUUGUAUAAAAUUGAAGAUAAUCAAUCUAUUUCUUGUCAACAAGAAGGAUGCGACUAUAAAUUUCGAAAACCAAAAAAUAAACAUAAAAGCAUCAUGGAACACUAUUUUCGUCGUCAUAAGAAUAUUCACAAACAAUUAAAAUUUAAUACAAAACCAUAUUCAAAACCACCACUACAAGAGCAAAAAAAUCUUGUUUUCUGCGCAACUAAAUCUUUACAGCAACAAAAGAAUCUCGAAAAUAAAAAAUUUGAUUUAGAAAAUUUAAACGGAGAAGGGCAUGAUCUACUAAUUGCACUUGGAAAAACUGAAAGCUUUUGUUUUCAUUAUUUUGUUAACAGAAGAUAUUUUAAUUUCAAAUUUUUAAAAAUAGUCGAAGGAUACACGUUAUCAUUCUUUCUUAACAAUACUUUGUUGGAUUUUACUGAUGAAAUUUUGGAUAAUUUUUCUUACAAUUUUAUUACUUUCAAUAAUCUUGAAAUAUUUAAAAUUGAUGAUGGAUUCUUACUUUUAAAUCCAAACAUAAAAAUUGUAAAAAUUUUUUACAAAAAUUUUCUAAUUUUUGAGACAAACGAAUUUGAUACUUUAUUUAAAAAUUAA
Molecule: messenger RNA, 775 nt
Organism: Dentiscutata heterogama
Lineage: Eukaryota; Fungi; Glomeromycota; Glomeromycetes; Diversisporales; Gigasporaceae
Source: the annotation of a GenBank genome assembly